AUGAAUCAAUAUAAUUAUUCCUCUAUGUUUCAGGAACUACUGUUUAACCCUGCAUUGAAUAUGAACUUCCACAGAUGGAAUCUUUUCUGGAGUAUAUGUUUUGCAUCGGUAGCAGUUGUAACCAUCGUAGGUAACUGUCUCUCCAUUUCAGUUCUGCUGAGGCGAAGACUUCGUAAACGACCUCAUUAUCUACUUGUAGAAUUGGCCCUUGCUGAUCUCUUGGUUGGAAUAUUUGCGAUACCGAUUCUUAUGAUAACAUCUAUCUCGCACGAAAGAGUUUUGUCACAGUUCGUUUCUGAUUGCGUCGACAUGUUUACAGGUCUUUGGUCAGUAUUUACCUUGGCCGUGAUCUCUGUUGAACGGCUUUAUGCUAUUGCCCAUCCCCUCCACCAUCGGCAGCUCUCCUUCAAAAGCUACAUCAUUGCCGUGGUAAUGCCAUGGGCAUUCUCUAUUAUCGUGACGUCAACGCGUGUGCUGCUUUAUUUUGGCAUCAUGACAACUCAGCAUUUCGUAGCUGUUAUGAUUGUCAGCCUAUCGACUCCAUUAUUGACAUCUUUCAUCUCCUACGGCAUCAUCGGGAAUUUGCAAGCUUCUAGACCACUAAAUGACUUGAGAGCUAGAAGUAACUCUAAGUUAGCUUAUGUACUGCUCUUGAUUACGGGAACGUUUUUCCUAACAUGGCUUCCGUUUCAAAUUUUGGUUAUAAUUUUUAAUAUCUGCAUAUCCUGUCGAGGCAUCCCUGGUGUGAUAGUUUACGUAAUCAAGCUUCUCCAGUUUAGUAAUUCUUUCAUCAAUUUUAUCAUCUACUGCUUACGGAUGCCAACUUAUAGGAAAAUAGUUCUUGAAACUAUUCUGAGACUCAAACGCAGUCUUACUUGGCAACGGGAGCUUAAACCUACUAUAUUCAAGCAGUCCAAUAUCUCACUUAUUUCCUUCACCAGCACACUGACUUUACACAACAUGAAAAAUAUAUCAUAUGAAAAUAGUCCAAUAGGGUAUUACUAG
Molecule: messenger RNA, 1005 nt
Organism: Stylophora pistillata
Lineage: Eukaryota; Metazoa; Cnidaria; Anthozoa; Scleractinia; Pocilloporidae
Product: galanin receptor 2a-like
Biological process (GO): G protein-coupled receptor signaling pathway
Cellular component (GO): plasma membrane
Molecular function (GO): G protein-coupled receptor activity
Source: RefSeq, a predicted model, not a curated record